AUCCAGCAAACAAGAAUGAUUUGGCUAACUGUUCUAGCAAUGCUUUUAGCUGCUAACGUUCACAGUCAAUCAGGAAUUGCUUCUCAUGGGGCUGAAUUACAAAUCUUGCAUAACGUAUUCUGCUCAGUGCCUUACGCCAACUUCCGCGUCGAUGUUUACGAGCACGUCGAUAAUCAAACGACGACCACGCAAAGCAGCAAAAAGUAUUUUUACGCCCCCAUUGCUUUACUGGACCAUCAAAGUGCCAGUUGUGUCUACAACAAGGACACCCAACAAAACGAGAUGCGAUUUCGAGUUGACAUGUGGAACGACAAGAUUGAACACCAAGUGAUUGAAUAUUUAACAAAUUUUAUGGGUCAACAAGUGAACGCUACUCAAGUGCAAGUUGUUCCAUUAGAGAACGUGGCACUGACCACCAAUGGGACGUCGACCAUCUGCAAGUUAAGAAACGAUUGGGUUCCGUAUCGCAAAUCAAUGUGGUUUAACCUGUCGUGUUUGCUUCAAAAGACUUGCAAUCAACUGGCUACGGAAAUGCGGACGAAUCCCUCACUAUUUGAACAUUUGAAACUGUUGUACAGCCCUGGUUCAACAGCAUCGCAAACAUUCGCCAACACUCAGUAUCAUGAUAUCCAUCUGGUUCGAGACUCGGCUCCUACGGCUGACGAUUGGGCUCAAUUAGUGGCAAACCAUAACGAUACGAGCAAACAAUUGAAUGAAAUGAAGGUGAUGAUGGGAGCUUUGGGAAAGACAUUAAACGAAUCUAAAAGUAUUCGGGAGGAAGUUCGGAAAUUGCCAGAAAUUGCGAGACGCUCGUCGGAAACUAUGGGUCGUCUGACAGACACGAACAUCACCGUCCAGGUACUGAAGAACCAAUUGGCAGAUAUUACACAGCAGCUUGACGUCACAAAGCAAAACUUUACGGAAGAAUUAAACGAAAACAAAAUUGCCAUCGAAUCAUUGAAAAAGGAGUUGGUCGAAAUAAACAGACGCUCGGAAGAUAAUUCGAUGCAACUGAGAAACGUGAAAGCUGAAUGGCUUAAGGAGGCUAAAGAAUGGUGGGCAGGACUGCAGACGACAACAUCCAGGCCAACUACAUCCCCAACUCCGCAAUUUGACUGCACAGGCAAAACGAAUGGAACCUAUGCCAAUCCGGCAUCAAAGUGCUCAAGUAUCUUUUACACGUGCAGCAACGGAAAGGCUGCCACGUCCAACUGCCCGCCAGGAACAGUUUAUCACCCAAAGAAAAAGGAGUGCUUGUGGAUUACUAACGUGGAAGGAUGUCCGAAACCCGCAUCACGUUAGCACCAGACAUUUUCGCUGUUUUCAAAUAACCUCUCAAAAGAAAUUGCAUAACUAAUUACUGGUUAUUUCGCAUGAAGUAGCCUACUGCUGAAGGGAGGACUUAAUUUGAAAU
Molecule: messenger RNA, 1414 nt
Organism: Daphnia carinata
Lineage: Eukaryota; Metazoa; Arthropoda; Branchiopoda; Diplostraca; Daphniidae
Exons: 9
Coding region: 16-1302 (428 amino acids)
Cellular component (GO): extracellular region
Molecular function (GO): chitin binding
Source: RefSeq, a predicted model, not a curated record